Messenger RNA from Cebus imitator (Panamanian white-faced capuchin), 257 nucleotides. RefSeq names its product ribonuclease kappa-like. The annotation marks the transcript as partial. Lineage: Eukaryota; Metazoa; Chordata; Mammalia; Primates; Cebidae. Gene Ontology annotation, molecular function: RNA endonuclease activity. The transcript has 3 exons. The record is from RefSeq and is a predicted model, not a curated record.
CUCCCUUCUUCAUGGCGUCGCUCCUGUGCUGUGGGCCGAAGCUGGCCGCCUGCGGCAUCGUCCUCAGCGCCUGGGGAGUGAUCAUGUUGAUAAUGCUCGGAAUAUUUUUCAAUGUCCAUUCCGCUGUGUUGAUUGAGGACGUUCCCUUCACGGAGAAAGAUUUUGAGAAUGGCCCCCAGAACAUAUACAACCUUUAUGAGCAAGUCAGCUACAACUGUUUCAUCGCCGCGGGCCUCUACCUCCUCCUCGGGGGCUUC